CGGCUUUCUCUUGAUUUCCUUUCAGAGUCUCCAUUCGCCAGUUAGGUUUCUGUGCCUUUGUUCUUCUCUAGUAUAAUGGGGCAAUUUUUUGCCGUGUUGAUACCUGAUUCUUUGUCUUCAAUGUCCCACAUUCCUCAUCCCAAGAGUUAAAAAAAACAUUUCUAGUGGGAAUUCAAAAUGACGGAUGCCAAAUUCAAACUAGAGGACAUUUUGAAUAAAAAGAAGGCCCCGCCGCAAAUUCUAGAUUUGGCCAAUAUCAAAAUCGAAUCCGAGGAAGAUUUUCGUGCGGUCAUUGAGAAGAUUCCGGAUUACAGAAUUCAACCUGAGAGGCCUGAAGAGACCCGAGAACAAAUUGAAGUUCUGUCUCAAGCCAUGAAACAAUACAAAAAGUAUCGACAACUGAGGCGAAGUCAGUAUGUUCAGCAACUCGAUCGUGCUCUCUUGAAAGGUGACAUCGAUCUCUCCACUGUUGACCCGACCAAACAGAUGGCCCAAGAGAAUGCUCCCGACUUUCCCGAGGAUCAAGUGGAAGGCCUCAAAGAAAAGCCAAUGUCUGCCAAGAAAUCGUUAUUGUUCGUCCCUCAACCGGCCUAUCAAUUCGCAGAUCCUUGCCCAGAAUCGAUGAGAGGUGUCAAGAUAUCCGACCUUUCGUCCGUGGACAUCAAUUGGAAAAUGCUCACCCUGGCCAGACCCAAUAAUAAGACGGACGAAGAGAUCUUUUCUAAAUUGGUUCAAUUGGACAAACUUCGCCUUCAAACCAGGGCCAAAGAAGCUGAGCAAGCCUUGGCCAGAGGGGGCAAGGACCCAUUUAUUGUGGUCAAAAAUCCCAGUGCCAGCAAGGGCGGUGUGGCGGAAAAGAGCAUUAAAACUUGCAGUGAGUGUGCAGAGGAAUUUUGUAGCGGCACAUGCAAGGAAUUCCAAUACGAUGCAUACCAAAGAUUGGUUCUACCGGAGAAAGAAGUGGAAAUAACGGGGAAUGAGGUGCAAUCAAGCAAGAAGAAGGGUAAAAAGAAACGAAAGAAGAGGAAGAAGUCGAGUGGGACCAAGAAAGUGUCACACAUGCCUGUCACAGACGAGGAGGAGGAUUGAGAAUUCCCUUCAUGAGAUCGUUCCACUUGAAACGGUUCCUUGGGGAUCAAAGACACCUGCUGGAGCACAGACCCAAAUCAUGAAACAAUUCCUUAUUCGGGGGAACAAUUCAUUUUGGUAGAUAGGAUUUAUUGCAUUUGUGAGUGAAUUUUGA
Messenger RNA from Tigriopus californicus, 1243 nucleotides. RefSeq lists its product as uncharacterized. The record is from RefSeq and is a predicted model, not a curated record. The transcript is spliced from 5 exons. The coding region runs from base 178 to 1089 and encodes 303 amino acids. Lineage: Eukaryota; Metazoa; Arthropoda; Copepoda; Harpacticoida; Harpacticidae.